AUGCAUGAACAUUAUAAGAAAGUUGGUGGGUAUUUAGAGGCUUUGAAGGCUAGUAGUCCUGGUACUACACUGGACUUAGUCACAGACCCAACCCAUAAAAAGUUCCCUCCUAUAUUUCAGAGGUUGUGUACUUGCUUUGAAGGUUUGCAGAAGGGUUGGAGAGUAGGGUGUAGGAGGGUAAUAUGUGUGGAUGGAUGUUUUUUGAAGACCUUCUUAAGGGGGCAGUUGCUAUGUGCAGUUGGUAGGGACGGAAAUGAUCAAAUGUAUCCUAUUGCAUGGGCAAUAGUGGAGAGUGAGAACAAUCUGUCCUGGGAAUGGUUUUUGUUGCACUUACAGAAAUGCUUGGAGCUUGGGGAUGGCAAUGGGGUUGCUAUUAUAAGUGAUGAGCAUCAGUCACUGUCCAAGCAUAUCUUUGCUUUGUGGCAUAAAGUGUACAAAGGAGAUGAGCUUAAGAUUCUUUUUUGGAAGAUUGCAAAAGCCUAUAACAUGGCUGAUUUCAGUGAUGCCUUUGCUGAAUUAGAGAAGCUAAAUCCUGCUGCUGCCACAGCCUUUAAAGAUAUAAGGGCUGCUCUUAUGCAAAGAUUAGUUUUAAAGAGGCAGGAAAUGCAAAAAGCUACAUCUAAACUUUGCCCUAAAAUACAAUUGAAACUGGAAGGAGAGAAGACUAAGGCUGCCAAUUGUGAUGUCUUUCCCUCAACUGAGACACUAUUUAAUGUCAAUUAUUACCUGGAUCAGUUGGUAGUUGAUUUAGAGGCAAUGACUUGUACAUGUAGAAAGUGGGAAAUGCUAGGCAUUCCUUGCUGCCAUGCUAUUGCCUGUAUCUACUUCCUUCAUAGAGAAGCUGAGGACUAUGUGGAUCAGUGGUAUACAAGAGAUGUAUACCAUCAAGCUUAUGCAGGGUCAAUUCCGCCAUGUGAGGGGGAAAGACAUUGGCCUAGACCUGAAUUUCACUUGGACCCUCCUCCCAUGAAAAUUGGUCCUGGAAGAACAGGAUAA
Beta vulgaris subsp. vulgaris (sugar beet) is the source of this 996-nucleotide messenger RNA. RefSeq lists its product as uncharacterized. Gene Ontology annotation, molecular function: zinc ion binding. The coding region runs from base 1 to 996 and encodes 331 amino acids. The transcript has 4 exons. Lineage: Eukaryota; Viridiplantae; Streptophyta; Magnoliopsida; Caryophyllales; Amaranthaceae. The record is from RefSeq and is a predicted model, not a curated record.